ACUCAACCCACAAUCGAGGCCUCGAUCUACGACCCCGUGGGCAAAAAUCUAGCCCAGUCCCCACCCUGUCCUCACCGAAUGUAAAAUCCAAGGAGACCUGACCCGGCUCACCCCGUUGCCCGGCCCUAUUCUGGUAGAGUACUGAGCUCAACUACCGGGCUGCAAACCACCUGCCGGCCUCUCGUUAAUCCGCGAAACCGAUGGGACGAACGAACGAAGGACAAACCUGAGAUCCGCUGGCGCCUCAAUUCUCGGUUCCAAACGACCAAAAUAGGGCGAUGGCAUGAAAUGGACACGGAUGAGCACAUGAAAGGGGAAAAAAAAGCCAAGAAGGAACUGUGGUAGAGAAGGAAAGGAAAGGUAAAAGGGCAGAGCGAUGCAGGCGGUGCGGACGCGGGAGGAUCAGCGCGAGGAGGCGACCCCCCUCGGGAGCGCGCGGUCGUGGAGCCCCGAGGCGGAGAUCGGCAUGCGCGUGGAGGACAUCUGGGACAGCCUCGACGUCCAGCCGCAGCUCAGCCGCAGUGACAAGCUCAACAGCUGCUUCGACAGCAUCCCUGUCGCCUCCUUCCCGCACACCUUCGCCGGCUCCCAGCUGGUGGAGAUCCCCUCCGACGCCACGCUCGCCGAGGCCGUCGACAUCCUCUCCAGGAACAGGAUCAUCAGCGCGCCCGUCAGGAACGUCGACGCGCCAGAGGACGCCAGCUGGAUCGACCGGUACAUCGGCAUCGUCGAGUUCGCCGGCAUCGCCGUCUGGCUGCUCCACCAGUCUGAAGCCGCAGCGAAAGCUGAUGUCGGCGCCGACGAGCUGGCGGCGAAGCUGGGGACCGUCACCCUGGAAGGUGCUGCCGCGGCCACCGUGCGGGAGCCAGAAGGAGCUAUAGCUGAAGUCUUCGGCGCCCUGCCUUCUUCAGACCUGUUCAACAAAACGAAGGUGCAGGACAUCUCCGGGUCGUUCCGGUGGGCGCCAUUCCUGGCGCUGCAGAGCUCCGACACCUUCCUGACGAUGCUGCUGCUGCUGUCCAAGUACCGGAUGAAGAGCCUGCCGGUGGUGGACAUCGGCGAAGGCACCAUCAGCAACAUCAUCACGCAGGCUGCCGUCGUGCACAUGCUCUCCGAGUGCGUUGGCCUCCACUGGUUCGAGGAGUGGGGCACCAAGACGCUCUCCGAGAUCGGCCUGCCCAUCAUGAGGCUCAGCAAGAUCGUCAAGGUCCGCGAGGACGAGCCCGCUCUCAAGGCCUUCCGGCUGAUGAGGAGAAGAGGGGUUGGGGGCAUACCAGUGGUGGAUGAAACUGGCAAGGCAAUAGGCAGCAUAAUGAUCAAGGAUGUCAAGCAUCUCCUUACAACAUCAGAGACAAACAGAGACUACAGGACGCUAACAGCACAAGAAUUCAUCGCAAAUGCAAGGCAGAGCUCCGGCGAAAGGCAAAUGAUCAUCAUAACAUGCAAGAGAAGGGACACUGUCAAGGACAUAAUCUUGAAGCUGGAUGCAGAAAAGAGGCAGAGGAUCUAUGUGAUCGAUGAGGAAGGGAACCUGGAUGGAUUGAUCACCCUCAGAGAUAUAAUCGCCAAGCUGGUGUACGAGCCACCUGGCUAUUUUGGGGACUUCUUCAAUGGUGUUAUCCCUCUACCACAGAACAGCAGGGUCUGAAAAUUUUAGUCAAAUCAGGAAUUCUUCUUAUCAUGCUCUCUAUUAAUUCUUUGUCUGUAGAACUUGAUAAUUUUCCUUCCCACAUCUAGUGUUCUUAAGUUUUUAGUAAGCUCAUCUGUUUGAGGGGUUGUUUGUAUCAUUUCUAUAUAGAUAGCUUAUAAUAAUGUUUCCACGUGUGCAACAAUGAUGCUAUGCUCAUGUUUAAGUUGA
Phragmites australis (common reed) is the source of this 1858-nucleotide messenger RNA. RefSeq names its product SNF1-related protein kinase regulatory subunit gamma-1-like. NCBI's taxonomy places the organism in Eukaryota, Viridiplantae, Streptophyta, Magnoliopsida, Poales, Poaceae. The record is from RefSeq and is a predicted model, not a curated record. The transcript is spliced from 5 exons. The coding region runs from base 377 to 1648 and encodes 423 amino acids.